This is a messenger RNA of Ramularia collo-cygni, 1128 nucleotides long. RefSeq lists its product as uncharacterized. Gene Ontology annotation, cellular component: ribosome. The coding region runs from base 1 to 1128 and encodes 375 amino acids. The record is from RefSeq and is a predicted model, not a curated record. Gene Ontology annotation, molecular function: structural constituent of ribosome. Gene Ontology annotation, biological process: translation. Lineage: Eukaryota; Fungi; Ascomycota; Dothideomycetes; Mycosphaerellales; Mycosphaerellaceae. The transcript has a single exon.
AUGUCCCUCGUCAACCUGGCCAAUGUCUGCUCGCAUCUCCAGAAUGCAUCACUUGCACGCCUCGGUCUGACCUCAAUCCCCUACACGAGAUGGCAUCUAUCCCUGGCCAUUCUCCUCCAACGACAGGGCUUCCUCUCCCACGUCAAACUCGGGGGAGCAUCGCCUCCUUCAUCAUGCUUCGCGCCAGGCCUUCGCGAUGACCACCACGUUACCAACCACCCGCAUGGCACUGCAGGCAGAGAUCAACACAGUCCUGAAGCGGCCUUGGCGCUGGUGGUCAGAGAGGGAUUGAACAGGGCGCAAUUGCAGAAUCUGGGAUUCAUGCCCGAUGCGGUGGAAUUUGCGGAGCAACACAGUCGACGCAGUUUGGAGGAUCUAGAGGCGCAAGGCUGGCCGCAACAGAUUGUGCGCUUCAUCGCGGAUGUGCGGGCGCAGAUGGAUGUGUUGGCCGRGGAGCGGACAUUUGAAUUCGAGAGGAGGAAGGAGUAUCUGCAGCGACAAGAGGGGCAGGAGGAGGAACUGAGGGAAUUGAUUGAGAGUGAUGAGAGCAGUCCCGAGCUGAGGAGGCAGGUGGUCGAGGAGCAAGUGCUUGGACAGCUUUCCGUCGAAGAGCGGAGUAUCUACACACAGUUUGGCCACCUUCGAUUGGAGGACCUGCGCCAAACACGCUUCGACUUUGACACCAUCGCCAUCAUCGCAGGCCGCCAUGCUCUCCGCACCGAACUCGACAUUCGGCAAAAGGGCAUCACCAUUUCCGCCAUGGGACUUGAAAUCCCCAACCAAUCCGUCACGCUGCCAGUAAAGGCCUUUGCAGAUCCGAAGAUGCUCGAAGCAGAGGGCGUUGUUACCCAAGAAAACCGCGCAUCGCGCCGUCUAUGGCUGGGAUUGAAGUACUACGAGAGCAGACCGGUAUUGACCAAGGCCAAGAUGAUCAGUAAGCCAACGAAGCGCAUCAUGCUGAAUAGCCGGGAUCUCGGACGUGUUGUGAGAGGCCGCCAAGCAGGUGAAGUGAAGCCGUUGACGCAGAUUGGCGAGAUUAUGGCUGUCAGCACCGACAAGGGAAUUAUGGAGGCGAGGGAGUGUGCAGAGAGGAAAAUUGGAGGGAUGCCGCUGGCAAGGUUUUGGUGA